Molecule: messenger RNA, 1580 nt
Organism: Nipponia nippon (crested ibis)
Lineage: Eukaryota; Metazoa; Chordata; Aves; Pelecaniformes; Threskiornithidae
Source: RefSeq, a predicted model, not a curated record
CUUUCUGCUUUCCUGAAUCUGGCAGAGGACCAGAGUCAGCAAGAAGAGAGGGGGUGGAAGAAAGCACUUGAAGAGGACUGAACAUUUGCACUGGUGCUGUGAGCUGCUUUGGUGGUGAAAGGAACUUGCUGAGCCAGAAAGAUGCGCGAGUAUACGGAAAAGAAGGAAACAUGUGGGACCAUCUGUCUCAAGUACCUGCUCUUCAUCUUCAACUUCUUUUUCUGGCUGGCUGGCGGGGCUGUGAUGGCAGUGGGCACCUGGACCCUAGCUGAGAAGAGUGACUACAUCAGCCUGCUCUCUUCCAGCACGUAUUCGGCAACUGCUUAUAUUCUGGUGGUGGCUGGGGUGGUUGUCAUGGUUACUGGCAUCCUUGGUUGCUGUGCCACCUUCAAAGAGAGUCGGAAUUUGCUAAGAGUGUACUUCAUAUUAUUGCUAUGCAUCUUUCUCCUGGAGAUCAUUGCUGGAAUCCUGGCCUAUAUCUACUAUCAGCAGCUGAGCAUGGAGCUGAAGCAAAAUUUGAAGAACACCAUGACGCAGAAGUACCGGAAGGAGGGAGAAGAGAGCGUUACCAGUGCAGUAGACAAACUGCAGCAGGAGUUCAAGUGCUGUGGGAGCAACAACUACACAGACUGGGCUGACAGCCUGUGGAUCAAAUCUUCAGAGGCCAAUGGACGGAAAGUCCCAGACAGCUGCUGUAAGACGAUAACUGACCUGUGUGGCCGAAGAGACCAUCCUUCCAACAUCUACAAGGAGAGCGGUUGCAUUACCAAGCUGGAAAACUUCAUUCAAGAGCAUCUGAAAAUUAUCGGGGCAGUGGGGAUCAGCAUUGCUUGUGUGCAGAUCUUUGGGAUGAUUUUCACCUGCUGCUUGUACAAGAGUUUAAAGCCAGAACCAUAUUAAUAGCUGCGGGAACUCUGUCACUCCCCCUCUGCCACUUCCCUUAGCGCCUGCCAACCUGACCACUUUUUACCACCACCACAGAAGUGUCUGUAACCUGAGGACUUGGCUCUGUAAUUAAAUGCCUUUCAAACCACGCACCGCCUUACCUGCCCCUUUGGGGGAAAGUCACCCUCCUUGUUGUGUACAAGGCAGCCAGGAGUUCAGCGGGUCCUCUUCAUUGUCAAGAAACAAAAGAGCUGUGGAUCUUCUGCUAGAAGCUUUAGCGAAACAGACCCUUGAUGUAACUACGAAGUAAGAUUUAUCCAGGGCCAUUUCUCUUGAGGCUUUUCCUGAGCCAACAUGAAGGUAUCAGGAUGCUAUACAAGAACUAUGGUUUGCUCUCUGAGAAGUGGCUCAGCAGCACCAGGCAUUGACUGUGAGGACAGAUGAUGUUUCUGUGCUGAGCUGGAGCCAGAGCUGAGUCUCUCAUACAUGGAAGAUUUCUUUCCCUCCUCCCAAGUGUGCACCAAUGUCCUAACACAGCUGUUCUCCACCUGAGAGGAUGCCUGCCUGGUUGCUUGGGGCAGGAGCUACUCUCCCUGCUGAUUGGGAGCAUAACUUGGUGCAGUUGAAAUCUUGUCAUGACUCUGAUGUUGCCAAGAUGUGGGUGCCUUAGGAUUUCUCAGCAAUCCUUCCUCCUC